AAAAAAAGAAACAAACAUUCUACCUGUUAACUAAGAAAAAAUGUCAAUGUAUAAGUUUUCAUUCAAAUCUAGCUAAAAGUGUUAUUGCUGUACAGUUGUUGACCUUACAAUUGCUUCUAACAUCAAGGGUAACUGAAAAACUGCACCCUACUGAAGGACAUGUUUAGUUUUAGAAACAGGGCAUGAUCGUCCAAAUCACAGGCACAGAAGGUGAAACAAAAGAGCUUUUCAGCCAAGUUUAUGCCCGAGGUCAAGAGCCAUGGUCUCAUUAAAAAAAAAACAGCACUUGCUCUCUCUCUCUCUCAAAACAAGACCAAGAACUUAUUCUGAGGUUAAUAGGUUAUUAGUUUAGAAUAUGCCCUCCAAAGGCUAUAAACAACCUGUAGGAUUCUUAGAUUUCUGUGUAGCAAAACUCUAGAACAGAGAGAUGUCCUUCAACGGGUGCUUGGGUAUUUAGACAUGACAAAUGACGUUUUUCAAGGUUAAGAGUCAUGCACUGAAUAACAUAACAAAACUGCACAACCAUUGCUGAUAGUAGAAAGAAAGAAAGAAAGAAAGAAAGAAAGAAAGAAAGAAAGAAAGAAAGAAAGAAAGAAAGAAAGAAAGAAAGAAAGAAAGAAAGAAAGAAAAGAGAAUUGAUGGACGAGCAUGUCCAACUGUGACUGUACAACAAUACAAAUUAUUCAUAUUUAAUUAUCUGUGUAUUUUAUAAGUUUGGUAUAGAAGUUCUAGAAAUCUACUGCCUUUACGCCUUUAUGCAGGCGGAGAAAAGGACAAUAACUCUGAAAACUCUCUGUUUAAUGGAGCUCGAUAGGAUCAUUUUAAUGUCACUCAAAUGCCUCGAAGUGAUUUGCAUAAUGCGCGGACUAUAAAUGAAGCUUCUCACAGUCGUUCCUCUCAGUUUAGUCGCGAAAAGCGCAGGACACAUUUUAAAAACUUAACGGUGACAGUUUGAGUAGUUCAACAUGUCCACCUCGUCAUACAGAAAGCGUUUUGGAGACGCCGCCACCCGCACCAGCGCGUAUUCCGACCGCCGGUUCCAGAGCCCAGUGCGCGUGUCCCGGGUGCCGUUUGGCGUUUCCGCGUCUCCGGUGAUUUACGCUUCCAAAAGCUCCAGGGUCCGCAGCAGCAGACUGACCCCGGACAACCUGGAUUUUAACCUCUCAGAUGCUUUAAAUACUGAAUUCAAGACGAAUCGCACUAACGAGAAAGCGCAGAUGCAGUCGCUGAAUGACCGCUUCGCCAGUUACAUAGAGAAAGUGCGUCUGCUGGAGCAACAGAAUAAGAUGCUGAGCGCCGAGCUCGAGCAGUUGCGCGGUCACAGAUCAUCCCGCAUCGCGGAUGUGUAUGAGGAGGAGGUGUGUGAUCUGCGCAGACAGGUGGAUCAACUCACCACGGAGAAAACACAAGUGGAAGUGACCCAAGAAAACCUGGCAGAGGAUAUGGAGAAACUUAGAGAGAAACUGCAAGAUGAAAUUCUUCAACGUGAGGAAGCAGAGAACAACCUGAGGGGUUUCAGACAGGAUGUGGAUAAUGCGGCUCUCGCUCGUGUAGAUCUGGAGAGGAAGGUGGAGUCCCUACAGGAGGAGAUCGUCUUUCUGAGGAAACUCCAUGAGGAGGAGCUGGCUGAGCUGCAGACACAGAUCCAGGAUCAGCAGAUGCAUGUUGACAUGGACAUGGCUAAACCAGACCUGACGGCUGCUCUCAGAGAUGUCAGACUUCAGUAUGAGAACCUGGCCACCAAAAACAUCCAGGAGUCAGAAGAUUGGUACAAAUCAAAGUUUGCUGACCUGACAGAGGCGGCCAACCGCAACAGUGAGGCUCUGCGAUUGGCCAAGCAGGAGGCCAAUGAAUAUCGCCGACAGGUGCAGGCGCUCACCUGUGAGGUGGAUGCUCUUAAGAGUGCUAAUGAAUCUCUGGAGCAUCGGAUGAGGGAGACGGAGGAGAACUUUGCGAUGGAAUCGUCUAGUUCACAAGACAAUAUCGCUCGUCUGGAGGAGGACAUACAUAACACAAAGGAGGAGAUGGCAAGACAUCUUCGAGAGUAUCAGGAUCUGCUCAACGUCAAGAUGGCGCUGGACAUCGAGAUCGCCACCUACAGGAAACUUUUGGAGGGAGAGGAGAGCAGAAUUGGAACGCCUCUUCCAAACUUCUCCACUUUCAAUUUGAGAGAAACUAUGAUUGAGCACAAGCCUCUGACAGAAACCACAACUACUAAGAAAGUUCUCAUUAAGACCAUCGAGACCAGAGAUGGUCAGGUCAUCAACGAAUCCAGCCAGAACCACGAUGACCUGUGAAUUUAUCUUCCACAACUGCAACUCUUUCGUGUCUCAGCUUAGUCUAUGUGAAAAAAUCAGCAAUGACCUGCUCCCAAGUGCCUUUUUUCUGCGAUGUGAAUGCACACAAACAACAUGGCCUGUAGUAUGAACUGUGAAUCUUGUUACUCUGAAUAUGCUUCGGUUUUCCUCACCACAUUUGUGAGCCCGCAGAAUGUUGUCUGAGCAACAUGCCUCAAUAAAAAUCAAGAAUGAGUUUUAUUAUUGUUUAAUAUAACGUUUAAAAUAAAGUUAUUUGUCUG
Triplophysa rosa is the source of this 2578-nucleotide messenger RNA. It is a transcript of the gene viml, whose product is annotated as vimentin like. Gene Ontology annotation, biological process: intermediate filament organization. Gene Ontology annotation, cellular component: cytoplasm; axon; plasma membrane. The coding region runs from base 966 to 2297 and encodes 443 amino acids. NCBI's taxonomy places the organism in Eukaryota, Metazoa, Chordata, Actinopteri, Cypriniformes, Nemacheilidae. The transcript has 9 exons. The record is from RefSeq and is a predicted model, not a curated record. Gene Ontology annotation, molecular function: structural constituent of cytoskeleton.